UCUCCUCCGAGCUUCAGCAAAGUGCAGAACAAGGAACAGGCUCAGAUUCAUUUAAGGGACGCGGAGUGGAGCGCGCACGCAAGAUUACCACAGUGCAGUUGAAGUUCUCCCUCAGCACCCAAAGCUAAACAAAAACAAAUCUGUUCUUCUGAAGAGAAGAAUUCAGCGAGGGAUCGGGAAUCUUAAAAGGAUCUAUCCCAGUCAGAAGUGGUGUGUAUUACCUCCCAGUGGCCGGUGGUCCUCUCCCAGUGCUGAAAAAUGAGUCUGAGCACCAGUGAGCUGGAGGACCUGUGGGAGUCGUUCGGGGACCUCAACUUCUCCGAAGCCUUCAGCAACAUAUCGAGUGUGGAUGCAUUGGUGUGUGCCACGGCUUUCAACCGCAACGCUCUGCUCUACUCCAUGUGUGUCCUCUACACGUUCAUCUUCAUCGUCGGCGUUGCUGCUAACGCUCUCGUCCUCUGGGUCAACAUUCGUGCCCAAAGAGACUCCACCCCUCGCCACGAGACACACAUGUACAUUGCCCACCUGGCGGUCGCAGACCUGUGUGUGUGCGCCACCCUGCCCGUGUGGGUGAGCUCGCUGGCCCAGCAUGGCCACUGGCCCUUCGGUGAGGUGGCGUGUAAACUCACACACCUGCUGUUCUCCGUCAACCUCUUCGGCAGCAUCUUCUUCCUGGCCUGCAUGAGCGUGGACCGCUACCUGAGCGUGGCGAAGCACGGAGACAACGAGAGAGGCGCACGCAGGAAGCUGAUCCACAGCGGAGUGUGUGUAGGGGUGUGGCUUCUGGCUCUGGUCGCCUCCCUGCCCGACACCUACUUCCUACGUACCGUGAAGUCAACGCAUGGGGACACCAUGCUGUGCCGGCCAGUGUACCCAGAGGGAAACCCCAGGGAGUGGAUGGUGGGCGUGCAGCUGAGCUUCAUCCUGCUGGGCUUUGUUCUCCCCUUCCCUGUCAUUGCAGUGUUUUACGCCCUACUAGCCAACGCUUUUACUCGCUCCUCGUCUUCUUCAUCGUCUUCCACGGUGGAGCAAGAGCGCCGUGUGAGCCGCAGGGUGAUCCUGGCAUACAUCGUGGUGUUUCUGGGCUGCUGGGGGCCCUACCAUGGCGUCCUCCUGGUUGAUGCCCUGUCUCAGCUGGGCCUGGUGCCUCUGACCUGUGGCCUGGAGAAUGUGAUCUACGUGGCCUUGCACCUCACCCAGUGCCUGUCCUUGCUCCACUGCUGUUUCAACCCGAUCCUCUACAACUUCAUCAACAGAAACUACCGCUAUGACCUCAUGAAGGCCUUCAUCUUUAAAUACUCCACGAGGACGGGUUUGGCGCGUCUAAUCGAUGCGUCCAACAUGUCUGAGACCGAGUACUCUGCUGUAGCUGUAGAAAACCCACCACAGAUCUGAGACGGUUUCUAAUGACUGCAAAUGCAAUAUAAACAUAUGUUACAACUGAUUUAUUCUUCUCAGAAUCUGUCCACUGACAGCAUCCUGUGAACAGAAAUCAGAGUCAUGUAGAAAAAGCUUGAAGACAGGCUAAUAUCAAUGAUGAUUUAUCCAUUUUAAAGCACUUACAAAGCAGUUUUAUUAUAACAGCUGAUACUGAAAGCAUAUAUUUCACUCAUUGUCACUCAUUCGUAAAGCCAAUACAGUGGCCGUAUAUAUGUAAAAUCAUUGCUCGUACCGUUGAUGUAGUAUCGUGUGUAUAUGUGUGUGUGUGCGUGUGUUUGUGUGUAUAGUCUGACAGGCAUUGAAUAUCAAUAGCAUCAGCAGAGUAAUAUUGUUAAUCUCCUUUUUUUUAUAAAUUUGUAUUUAUAUACUGUACCUUUUAAAUGCUUUGCCUCCCUCGUGUAAAUCAAAGACAUCACACACUGAUGGCUGCUCAGUUCUCCACUUCAUUCAAUGCUGCUUCAUCAUUUUUUAGUCGAGCCACUGACUGGCUCAGUGUUUUAGUCCUGCUGUCUCCGUUUGAUCAUAACCUCAUGUCACGAAUCCUUCAAACACAAAGGUUUUUAAUUUGUUUUUUUCCUGCAACUUGCACUUUGUAAAUGAUAUAAAACGUGUGUUCUGAGUUGCAGAGUUCGAGGGAUAGUUCGACUUGCAGGAAAUGGAAAUGUCCGUGCACUAAAUAUGAAGCUACAGCUUGCAGCUGUUAAGCUUUGCUUCAUAUAAGAACUGGAAACAGUGGAAACGGCUCGACCCCCCCCCCCCCCAAGAAUCUGCUUGUCAGCCCCUCCAAAGAUGACUAAUUAACAUGUUUAUUUGUUUGUUUGUUUGAUUCAACAGCGCUCUGUGGAGGAUUAUGGGCUGGACUAUUUCUUUGCUGGAGGCAGUGAUUCUCUGCUAAAAUAAUCACAUGCUGGCUUCAGCAUCAUAUUUAGCGUACGGACAUAUGAGUGGUACUGCAUCGACCCUCUCAUCUAAUGUAACUCUCUCUGCAAGAAAGCAAAUAAACAUAUUUUCCAAAAGUCA
Messenger RNA from Cyclopterus lumpus (lumpfish), 2460 nucleotides. Its product is annotated as atypical chemokine receptor 3-like. The record is from RefSeq and is a predicted model, not a curated record. Gene Ontology annotation, molecular function: chemokine binding; coreceptor activity; G protein-coupled receptor activity. Bases 259 to 1395 code for a protein of 378 amino acids. Gene Ontology annotation, biological process: vasculogenesis; angiogenesis; G protein-coupled receptor signaling pathway. The transcript is spliced from 2 exons. Gene Ontology annotation, cellular component: membrane. NCBI's taxonomy places the organism in Eukaryota, Metazoa, Chordata, Actinopteri, Perciformes, Cyclopteridae.